AUGGCUCCUCCACCCAAGAUCGAGCAGAAGGAAAUUGAAACAUACUGGAAUAUCUUCGUGGACAGGACAGGAGGAGGACAGUUCCUUACUGGUGAACAGGCCGCGCCCGUCCUCAAGAACAGCGGCCUUCGCGAUGACCAGCUGGAAAAGGUCUGGGACCUGGCCGACGUCGACAACGAUGGAAACCUAGACUUUGAGGAGUUUUGCGUCGCUAUGCGACUCAUCUUUGAUAUCCUCAACGGGGAGUUUGCCGAUGUACCAAAGACGCUCCCCGACUGGAUGAUUCCCGAGUCGAAAGCCCAUCUUGUGCAGGCAACUAAAGCCAUCACGGGGAAGCAGCCGCAGUUUGAACAAGUCGAGGACGAGGACGAUACCCCUGGCCUGAAAGAUGGAUUUGAGUGGUAUAUGAAGCCGGAAGACAAGGCCAAGUACGAGCAGAUAUAUCAGGAGAGCCGAGAUAUGCGAGGAGAAGUAUCAUUCACUUCCCUCGAAGACCUCUAUGAGUCGUUGGACGUCCCUGAUACCGAUAUUCGAUCUGCCUGGAACCUUAUCAACCCAUCUGCCUCAUCAAGCAUCAACAAGGACGCAUGCCUUGCAUUUCUUCACAUUCUAAACAACCGACAUGAGGGCUUCCGAAUUCCCCGCACAGUACCUGCCUCACUGCGGUCGAGCUUUGAGCGCAACCAAAUCGAUUACCAAGUCGACAACCAAAGAGGCGGAGUGUCAUCACGGUGGGCUACCAAGGCAGAUGACUCUACAGCGACAGGACGCAAGGCCAAGUUCGGUACCGACUUCUCGACGGAGAAGACGGAGGAUUGGGAGGAAGUGAGGCUCAAGCGCCAACUGCAGGACCUAGAGGACAAGAUGAAGAAGGUCGAAGAAAUUGCAGAGAGGCGGAAGGGCGGCAAACGUGAUUCUAAGCCGGCGCUCGUCAAGCGAGAGCUGGAUCAACUUCUUGACUACAAGCGAAGGGAGCUGAGAGAUUUGGAAGAGGGCAAGGGCAAAAGUGCCGUUGGUGGAAACUUGAAGAGCAUAUCGGAUGACUUGGAGACGGUUCGUGAGCAAGUGGAUGGUCUAGAAGCGCAUUUGAGGUCUCGAGAGCAAAUUCUGGAGCAGCUGCAGAGAGAGAUUGAGGACGAGAAGAGGGGUUGA
Messenger RNA from Trichoderma breve, 1152 nucleotides. Its product is annotated as actin cytoskeleton-regulatory complex protein END3 domain-containing protein. Gene Ontology annotation, cellular component: mating projection tip; plasma membrane; nucleus. Gene Ontology annotation, molecular function: protein binding; calcium ion binding. The transcript is spliced from 4 exons. Gene Ontology annotation, biological process: endosomal transport; actin filament organization; endocytosis. The coding region runs from base 1 to 1152 and encodes 383 amino acids. NCBI's taxonomy places the organism in Eukaryota, Fungi, Ascomycota, Sordariomycetes, Hypocreales, Hypocreaceae. The record is from RefSeq and is a predicted model, not a curated record.